AUUAAAUGAAUGUAGGGAUCAAAUGAGUUUCCCUUUCAAACUACCAUCAUACCAAACUAUUUUUUUAAUCUUUCUUGAUUUUCUACUAGAUGGGAAGAGCAAGGAUUUAUUAACCAUGAAGCAAGAUGAAGCAGAAUGGGAAGAAUACAAGAAAGUGAUGGACGAUGUCAUUAAAAGGAGUGGACUAAAUAGGAGCAGUUUCUAUGAUCUCAGAGGAAACCACGAUAAUUUUGGUGUGCCAUAUACUGGUCGUUCAUUUGAUUUUUACUCUACAUAUAGCAUCAAUGGGCAGCUGGGAAGAAGAGGACCGGUUAACAGUGUCACAGUGCAGACUGGCAGGCGCAAUAUCCUAUUUGUCGAGUUUGAUAGCUCCGCAUCUUUAGGAUUACGUGGUCCAACAAAUUUGUUUGGUCAUCCAAAUGACCGAUUGUUAACUGAUAUAAGUUCUGAACUAUCACAAUGGGAUCCUUUACCUGCAAAACCUGUUCUUAAGAUUUCACUUGGGCACUUUCCACUCUCCUUUUCUGCAGCGGCUUAUUCUGGAAAGACUCUUAAAGAUGUGUUUCUGAUGCACUCCUUGUCAGCUUACUUGUGUGGGCAUCUGCAUACAAGGUUUGGAAAUAAUUUAAAGCGGCAUCACGAAUCAAAUCACCACCCCUUAUAUACCCAACAAUUCUUUCAGUUGAAUGGACAUGGAUUACCUGUUGAGACACGUGAAGAAGAGUUUUCUCUCAAGAGCACUGAAGAAUUUUGGGAGUUGGAAGUAGGCGAUUGGAGGAAGAGUAGAACUAUGCGCAUUUUAGCCAUUGAUAGAGGUUGGAGCUCAUUUGUAGAUGUUGACUUCAGAUCGGGGGCAAAAAAAACUAUUAUAUUGCCUACAUUUCCACUUGAUUCUCGCUUUAUCUUGGACAAAUCAUUUCAGAGGAAUGAAUCUCUGUCUGUAGAUCCUACAUUAUACAAUGAUAUCAGAGCUCUCGUCUUUUCUUCUUCUCCAAUUGCAUCUGUUGUGGCCAGGAUCUAUGACUCAAGGCCUGGUAAUCUCAUUGUUGUAUUUGAGACUCCUAUGAAAAAAACUGGGAAUGCCUUAUCCAGGGGGGGCCUUUAUACUUGUCCUUGGAAUUUUAAAGCCUUCGAAGAUCCAUCUCCUCUGCGAUUCUUAUUGCAAAUUGAAUCAGUUGAUAUCAGUGGGAGAACAACUUUGACUGAACUGCGACCUUUUUCGAUUACGGGCCAACGAGCCAGUCUCCCAUGGAGCUGGAAAGAAUUUUUUGUAAUGGGUUGUCAAUGGGAUGCUUUAUAUUACCCCAUCUUAUCAGCCUUUUACUUUUUUAUCCUAUCCAUUCUCCUUAUACCAAAAACCGCCUUAUCAUUUUCGGAAAAACAACAUACACGUAAGAGAUUCAUUGCCAACAGAGGAUUACCAAACUUGACAACACGAAUACUGGUGGAGCUAUACAUUGCUCCACAGCUGUGGUACUGCAUAUUCAUUUACUUGCUUUACCUCUUAUUAUGUCCUUGGUUUUGGGGCCAAGCUCUCAUGGAAGGAGAAAGGGGAUACAUGACAUACCAAGGUUGGAUGUUGAGAUCCGAUACAAAUGAAAAGCUAAAGUUUUUUGGGUUUCCAGAUGUAAUGGUGGUUGUUCUUCCCCAUCUUUAUUUCGUCCUUCUGCCCGCACUAUUGGUGAUAGUAGCAUUUGUGGUUGAAAGAGAAAUAUACCGAGAAUCUCUCCGGGCACAUUCUGGUAAAAAAGAUGAUGCUGAUGUGAAGAACAAGAUAUUUGCAUCUACUUGUGGAAAAAUUUAUAGACUGAUGCUUCUCCGCAUGCGGGUGGUUAGGAAAAUGCUGCUGGGUAUCUGUUUGGCAAUAUGUUGGAGGCAUUUUAUGAAUUGCAGAGCUCUUAGUAAAGCGUAUGAGAUGAACCCGUUCAUCCAUUUUCCGAUAUAUAGCUUGUGGGUCCCACUCGUGUUGGCAUAUACCAUCCGCAGAACUAGCUGAGUCUGAGGGGCUUCGGGCUCGUUUGGCAAUAGCUUCACCGUUUAGCUCUAGCAUUUUGAAAAGGAAAUCCAAUGCCAGCGUUUAGCCUUAAUAUUUUCAAAGUUAAUCUACACAAUUAGAAAGUUAUCGAAAAUACGGAAGGUUGUUCCCAAACAAGACGUUAAUCUUGUGUAGUACCUAGCUAGUAGGUUAUCUUCCCUUUUUUCCCAUUAACUACUGAUUUUCCAGCUAUCUAGACACAGAUGAUUAAUUGAUGAUGACUUCAUUUGGCAACAAUGUUUGUAACUAGCAUUAGUAUUUUGGCUAAGUUUUAAUGAGACAAAUUCAUUUUAAAAUGUGCUAACUCUAAAAGUUAUAGUCUGAUACAUUUUCUAUAAUUAGUCCUUUAUAACAGGGGUUUCUUUAUUUAGUCCUCUAUUAUCAAAUAUUAUCCAAGUGGUCCUUCUUUUAUUGCCUCUUAAUGGUUCAGAUGUCUGAAUGGUUAAGAGAUUUGCCUCUGAAUGGUUAAGUAUUAUACAGAGUCUGAAUGGUUAAGACCUCUUAUCUGAAUUGAUCAGACAUUUGCCUCUGAAUAGUUAAGCAAUAUACUAGCUCUUAAUGGUUCAGACCUCUUACUGGUUCAGCACUUAAUGGUUCAGACCUCUUACUGGUUCAGCACUUACCCAUUCAGAAGUUGCCAAACAGCCCCUUACUGAGUAUAAUCUUAAGCAGAAUAUGAUUUAGGAAUUGGAGAGCUCUUUUUCUAGAUCUGCCAUAGUCAAAAAUGGAGUUCAUGAACCGCCGGAUCUAUCAUCGAAAACGUCUAAUCUCUCUCUAUUAUCUUCGCUUUCCGUCAAAUUUGUCUUUAUCCUUACUAUCCGCUUCAUAAUCGCCAGAUCUGCAGUCCCUCGCCAUGUCAGGUCUGCCAUGUCUUUCUUCUUUCACGAAAUGGAGAAGAAGAUGUAGAAAGACCAGGGCGGAGAAAGAUGACUAAGGAGAGAAGAGAAAUUAGGAGGAAGAUGAAGAAAGAUAUGAUGGAGAGAGGAAUAGGAAGAGACGAGAGAGCAAAGAAUAAAAUCUGGGAUAAUUC
Messenger RNA from Cuscuta campestris, 3065 nucleotides. Lineage: Eukaryota; Viridiplantae; Streptophyta; Magnoliopsida; Solanales; Convolvulaceae. The record is from the annotation of a GenBank genome assembly.